UAUUUUUUUCUUCAUCUCCUUCUCUCUUCCGUGGGUUCAGCGCAGGCUGCCCAGUCACUCAGCACCCCUUCUUUUAUCAGCUUUUGGGGACGCCGCCAGCAGAAAUGGGACGACUGGGAUUCAGCACCACGGACAGCGCUCGACUUCUGCUGACUGCAGGUGUGCUGGCGCUGUCCGUGGUGCUGGCCGAGCAGGAAGGGGAGAACCUGUCCGGUCUUUCUGACAACCCGGACAAAGGAAUCUUCGCUGUGCGGGAAAACGGCACCACAUGCCUGUUGGUGGAGUUCGCUGUGAAAUUCCUUGUGCCGUAUGACGUCCUCGCUCUCAACGGGAUAGACCUGAUCACCGAGCAGGCUUCCUUCAAUCUGCCCCGUGGGGCAGAAAUCGAGGGUAAAUGCGACAGUACCGAGUCAGAAAUCCACAUAAGCUGGAAAAACAACGCCUACACUCUCCGCAUCUAUUUCUCAAAGGAAUUCCGUGACAAGGGCACUGAGGUGUGGAAGAUUAGCAGGGUCCAAUUCGUUUACGACACCUCGGAGACGUCGCAUUUCAUCAACGCAUACAACCCUGGGAAACACACUGCCAACACCCACCGCCUCUCGGCCUUGGUGACCCCCGCCGGGCACGCAUAUGUGUGCGCAGCACAGCAGACCCUCAGGCUCAUCUCAAGCGACCACCAAAAAGGCAUCACACUCUCCAUGUACGACAUCCAGAUCCAGCCCUUUGACAUCGCCUCUGACUUCAUAUUCAGUGAACCUUACAAGUGUAUCACUGACCAGCGGGAGCGGCUUGAGGAGAUACUCCCCCUCAUCCUAGGCCUCAUUUUGGGUCUAGUAAUUGUCAUCAUGCUCACCAUCUACCACUUCCAUCUAAAACUGACAGCGACCCAGCCUCAGCUCCCCAGAGAUCGCUCCAUGUACAAGAACAUGUAGUCUGCAGCAGAGCCACGACUCCCUCUGCUCUCUCCAAAGCCAAUCCAAUAACAGACUUUUCUUCUCGACGUCCCAGACCUAACACCACAGAGAAAAAUGGCCUGAAGUGAACUGAUCCUCUGAUAGGUGAGUGAAGCCUGUGUCGAGGUCCCACUGAAACUUUCCAACAGCCAAAAAUCAAGUUAUUGGGACAACUUGGGGCAAGAUGAAUGAACCUGGAGAGUCAACCUGCCGAGAUCAAAUCAGGCUGGCUGCUGAAUUUAAUCUCAAUGCCAUAAACGUAUUGUCUGCAUUACAAUGAAAAGAACUUUAGUAAAGAUAAAUCAUUUAUGCUUUUAUGAAAAAACAAAUAUAUAUAUUCAAACUGCUGGGUGACACCUUAAACCAUAAACCUGAGAUUUUUUUCCUCCCUGAUUUCACUGAGACUUAAAGAAGUUUUUGCUCAACUUGUCUUUUAAAAUUAGCAUCACAUGUCGAUGUGCUCAUGGCCUGAGCUUUGCUUUUGUGUCCUUCCUCUCUUUCACUGGUACUACUGCUGCAUUAAUCAACAUGUGUUGUGGUUUCUGUAUUUGUGAACCCUUUUGAACAAAUGUUUUUGUUCAAAUGUCCCAGUUCUUUCAUUCUCGAAUGCAGCCAUAUAGUGUUGAUAGUGGACAAGUUUUGUGUGUUUGCCGUGCUGUGGCAUUCGGUCUUUCAGAGUUGCAGUGUUUUUGCGUUCACUUAAAAAAAAGAACUUGAUACAUAAGUGUGGAAAAGUGUGGUCUUUUAAAUGAAAGGAAAGUUCUGACUAAACUCCAGACCCAGUGUGAAAAAAACAGAAGCCACAUGAGGUUAUAAAAAAACAGUUUGUGUAUUUUAAGAAGUCUAUGCAUAAACCUCUGCUUAUGCAAAUGUGUGCUGUAUUCUUCUGUUCAUGAAAAUAAAGUACCGGACUAAACUCUGCA
Molecule: messenger RNA, 1876 nt
Organism: Cynoglossus semilaevis (tongue sole)
Lineage: Eukaryota; Metazoa; Chordata; Actinopteri; Pleuronectiformes; Cynoglossidae
Gene: lamp5
Product: lysosomal associated membrane protein family member 5
Exons: 6
Coding region: 105-932 (275 amino acids)
Biological process (GO): establishment of protein localization to organelle
Cellular component (GO): lysosomal membrane; late endosome membrane; plasma membrane
Source: RefSeq, a predicted model, not a curated record